AGCAGCUGGCCCUGUAAACGUGGCUGGUGCGUGGUUGAGUGAGGUGCGCUAGAUAGUGUACUGCGCUUUGAAAUGCUUUUGUGAUACCGAAGUGGGGCCGUAUAAUGUGACAGUGAGAUUCUAGUAGGGCUGAGCCGACCCGGAUGUGUGGAAUCGAUUUAUCGUGCUUCUUCGUCUCGAACCAUGACGGUUUCGUCCGGUUCUUGACGUUUGGUGCCGGCUUUUUUGUCGUGCACCUUUGGUGAAUUAUGAGUGGUAAGCGCAAGCCAUCCACAGCAUCGAAUAACGCUUCGAGUGAUGAGGAGGACGUGGGACGGACGGCAGACAGCAAACAUGACACUUCAGACACUGGCUAUGAAUCAGUGGGCUCACCUGGGAGCGUCAGCACCAUCAGCGUCUGCAGCGAGCAAGCGCUGGAGGAGUUGCGCGCUUCCCAGCCUCCUCCAGGGUCAGGCCUAUGGCCAGGUGCUCGGGAAACCUCUGGUGCUCGACCGAAGACGCAGCCGAAGAAGAAGAAGAACCAGGUGGCACUGUGUGAGCAGGCGGAAGUCAGCGACGACCACGAGUCUGUUCUCUUGACCCCUAAAAGUCGGUACAAACGAGAGCCGCUGCCGAUGAAGCUGAGGGCGCUGCCGCAGUCGUUCUGGCAGCAACCCAACACCAACAGCACGGCUCCGAGCAGCGCCGCCCUGCCGCCGCUGGUCACCACGGCCAGGGACUCGCAGGACCUCAGCGACGUGCGGCCCAUCACUCCGCCGGACCGCUCGGACCGCGAGCGUACCCGCAGCCUCACCGUCGGCAACACGGACCUGCUGUUCUCGCUGUUCGACGGCGUGGACCCGAGCGUUCAGCGGCGCCGCGUGGCCAUCGUCAAACGCGGCAGGCCGAAGAAGGUGACGUCCACGCUGCCGCGCGUCUCUCUGGAUGACGACCCGUACAUGUCGAGCGCUGCGUCCGACCCCAUCCUUCCGCUGUUGCCGGAGCGAACCAGCCAGCCGGGCACGCCGGCCGCCGGCCGCGGCACGCAGAUUCUCUCGGUGGUGCAGAUCCCCGGCGGCGGCCGAGAGACCAUCUGCCUGCCCUCACUGAGCGUCGAACACAACUACUCCAGUGUCCUGUCGCAGCUGGUGAUGAAGCUCUGAGCACCGCGUCAGUCGGCUGAUAAUCACCGGAGUGUGACGUCACGUCACUCAGAGGUGACGUCACACCGACCGGAGCUGGGGUGGCGAGCGAGUCGCGAGUGUGUGUGAGCUGAGCCGGUGAGGUACUUAGUGAGUUUGUGUGAGCUGAGCUGGCGAGGGACUCAGUGAGUUUGUGUGAGCUGAGCUGGCGAGUGGCUCAGCUGUGCACUGGGUCCUGUGCGGUGUGAACUGUGCUUUACGAAUCCAGAUCAGUCAGUUGUGAUCUGUGCGAUGUGCCCUUUGCGUGAGUUUCGUGUGUGCUGUUGCGUGUGUGUAUUUAUCAGAUCCGUCCAGCCCGGAGGACUAAGGCCCUAUCGAAUCCGUCCAUAUCGAAUAUCAAGUGUUAUGUGCAAGUACAAACGUGAUCGCUGUAAAUAGGAUGAGAUGCGAGCCAUAUUUUCAGAGCGCACUGUCGGUAAUCGAGCCGUCCGCCGGAGAUUUGUGGCUCAAAAAACUCUAUUUUGUAAGACAUCUCGACGUGACGGUGCGUGUGCUUUGUGGAGAGCGUUGAAUAUGCUAUUUAAGCUCCCGUCGCGGUAGUGGGUAGUCAUUAGAGUAGAUCUGUUUCACCGGCCUGCACUUAGAUGUGAGACAGUUUUUCACCCGCACCAAUGGCAUGGAUCUCUCACAUGUAGCGGUUUGCAUGUUGUCACAAAUAUUUUUUUUUCCGGUCAAACUUUAUGCUGUAAGAUGAGUGCUCUUUCAGUUUGUCUUUUUCCACAAAACAGCCAAAAUUCGUGGUAGUUCUGAAAGAUCUAGUCAUGAUAAAGAUAUGUCCUCUUUUACAAUAUGUGAUCUAGUCAUCACCCAUGAUGUGAGCUGUACUUAUUAAAUAUAUGUUUUUAAUAUAAAUCUGAUUCAGAUUAAGGUUUAUCUGAGCUAAAUCAUUUUAAUUUAUUGUCCGUAUUCUCUACACAUCUGAGAAGUAUGACAUGGACAGCAAGGUGUAAUCGUUGCUCACUUUAGUCCAGGUGUCGUAUUUACAGAUUAUCCUCGGCUCCUGGCUCAGUAACGGAUCUCUUUCGCAUGUCGCCCGUCCGUCCAUGCUCGUCUUACAGUGAGAUACCGCCUUACGUGUUGAUCAGUAGCCGCCAAUGUUCCGUCAAUGUUCAGUGCAACCACACGAUCACGCCCAGCCUAGAAUCCGUCAAUGUCCAGCGCUACCAAACGAUCCCGUCCAGCCACUAGCCCGUCAAUGUCCAGUGCUGUCAAACGAUCCCGUCCAGCCACUAGCCCGUCAAAUGUCCUCUAUCAAACGAUCCCGUCCAACGAAUGCCUGCGUAAUGUUUGUACCGCACCCCUCGUUGUAUCUGGUGACGUGAGGCUGGCGACGGGAGCUCGCUGAGCCAUGGGACACCCGCCUCCGUCCCUUCACCCACACAGACACGUCCCCUCUUCCGUCUCCUCACACACAUACACUACCAUCGUGCCGCAGGCAUCUGCACUCUGCAGUCCAUACCAGCACGGCUUCUUUUCGAGUUUGUUUACGCUAGUCUCCGCUCCGCACAGAAGCCUCGCACGUUUGUUACGUCGAGCGUUUUGUUGCGCGCUAUUUUCUGCGCUCGUCGCCGGUCUGAUUUACCGUCUGCUGUUUUGUCGGGGCGUGUGAGCCUGGUGGAGGUGUCUGACUGGUACAGACGCCGAUCAUCGCGGCUGUGUCAGAGACAGAGGGCGUCGGCCGGCUCCUACGCCGUCUGCCGGCGCUGCGCCGCCCGCCGGGUACGGCCCGUCACCCCGGUACAGUACCGCCCGCCGG
Molecule: messenger RNA, 2937 nt
Organism: Amphibalanus amphitrite
Lineage: Eukaryota; Metazoa; Arthropoda; Thecostraca; Balanomorpha; Balanidae
Exons: 5
Coding region: 249-1142 (297 amino acids)
Source: RefSeq, a predicted model, not a curated record